This is a messenger RNA of Impatiens glandulifera, 636 nucleotides long. Its product is annotated as uclacyanin 1-like. The transcript is spliced from 2 exons. Gene Ontology annotation, cellular component: plasma membrane. NCBI's taxonomy places the organism in Eukaryota, Viridiplantae, Streptophyta, Magnoliopsida, Ericales, Balsaminaceae. Gene Ontology annotation, molecular function: electron transfer activity. Bases 1 to 636 code for a protein of 211 amino acids. The record is from RefSeq and is a predicted model, not a curated record.
AUGAGGGCAUUUUUGGGAUUGAUCAUUUUGGCGGCACUGACAGUUGAAAUUACCUCGGCGAUUACAUACAAUGUUGGAGGAUCUACCGGCGGCUGGGACUCCACCACCAACUUGCAAGCCUGGGCUAUGUCUCAAACCUUCCUUGUUGGAGACAACUUGGCUUUUCAAUACGCACCAAUGCACGAUGUGGUAGAAGUGAUAAAAUCAGACUACGAUUCUUGCCAAACCACAAAUGUCAUUCAGUCAUACACUGGAGGAGCCACCAUUGUUCCAUUAUCUUCUCCCGGAAAGAAGUACUUCAUUUGCGGGACCCCAGGACAUUGCACUCAAGGCAUGAAGCUCCAAAUCGACACUCUAGCGGCGGCCGCCACCCCAGCACUACUUCCACCACCUGCUUCCGUCCUACCACCAAUAUCGCCGCAGCAGCCGCAGAAUGACCUAUUUCCUAACUCCCCUGCACCAUCUCCGGCUGGUAGUUUCCCUAAUUCUGCCAUGUCACCAGAAGAAGCUUCUUUUCCUCCUCCCACCGGUACGCUGCCUCUUUCUCCUUCUGGAGCCGCCGGGAAAGUGAUUAUUGAUGUUACUGGAUUCGCCAUGGUGUCUGGUUUAAUGACAUUGCUCGUUGUUGCUUUUUGA